Molecule: messenger RNA, 1864 nt
Organism: Doryrhamphus excisus (bluestripe pipefish)
Lineage: Eukaryota; Metazoa; Chordata; Actinopteri; Syngnathiformes; Syngnathidae
Gene: alkbh6
Product: alkB homolog 6, nucleotide demethylase
Cellular component (GO): nucleus
Source: RefSeq, a predicted model, not a curated record
AACUGACGUCACUUCCGCUAGAACAGUAAUUGUCCCAGUCGAGUUGCCGUAGCAUUUCCGCUAUAGAGCCAGUUAAGUUGGCUGAUGUUGUUGACCACACUAUAAGUCGUGAAAGGUAUUGCUGUCAAACGAGGAGACAUGGAACAUCCAGCUUGUGUUUCGGAGGAAUUGAAGCAAUUUGUUGUACAUGGUGCUCCAUCUACAGUGUAUUACAUCCCAAAUUUCAUAUCUGAAGACGAGGAGUCUUACCUCCUGCAGCAGAUCUAUAAGUCACCUAUACCUAAAUGGACCCAGUUGUCUGGCAGAAGGCUUCAGAACUGGGGAGGUUUGCCACAUCCCAAAGGCAUGUUGGAGGAAAGGAUCCCUUCCUGGCUUUAUGGAUAUUGUGAGAAAGUUUCUUGUUAUGGUGCAUUCAAUGGGAAAACAGCCAACCAUGUGUUGGUGAAUGAGUACAAACGGGGAGAAGGGAUUAUGCCACAUGAAGAUGGUCCCCUGUACCACCCGACAGUCACCACUAUCAAUCUUGGCUCUCACACCCUACUGGAUUUCUACAAACCCAUCCAUCAGCUGGAAGGCAACGCCAUACUGGCAGAGGAGAAUCGGUAUCUUUUCUCACUGCUCUUGAAGCCACGUAGCCUUUUGAUACUCCAGGAUGACAUGUACCAGAACUUUCUCCAUGGCAUUCAGGCCAGCGAGCAGGACACUCUGACAGACAAGGUGCUUAACCUAACAGCCGCUGGAGCCAAGCCAGGAGAGAUGCUGACCAGAGGAACCAGAAUAUCCUUAACCAUUCGAUAUGUUCCCAAAGUAUUGAAGACAAAGCUUAUUCUAGGAAGAAGAUGAAGACAGAAGUUCCCCACGUUGACACAGUUAUUCCAUUAAACAAUAGAAAAUUGUUGAUUAGGUGAUAAUGUCAAUAUUAAAAUCUCAAGUCAGUGGAUCAACAUUUUUUAAUUUGAAUGUUUGCUUUCUCUGUGCUAACAUAGCAGAUACCUCGGCAUUUGGAACCCAAUAUCCUUAAAAAUAAAGCGCUAGCAUAUGUUACCUCUGCCAACAAUACAGGAAAAUAUGCAGGAGGCUGUAUUUGAAUGUUACCAAAGCAACUUAAAACGUUCUCUUGACUGACAUUUUACAGUACUUGUCAGAAACAAAUUGUUCACUCUAUUGAAGGGAAUCCAUUGUCUAAUAAAAGCUCAACGAGACUCACUGUCUUAGAUUUAUAUAACAGUGUGAUUGAUUGAAGCAAAUAGGCGAACAUUUGAUCUCAAGUUCCUGUUUACUCCCCUUUUGGCUUGGUUUUCAUGGCAAUAAUAGCAGACAUUGUACACAUAAAAAAAUAUACAGUAUUUUUGACAUAAUGACUUAAUAUAAUCAGCCUGACAUUUGCACAACUUUGAUUUAAAAAAAACAACACUUUUUUAAUUAGGACUACAGCUAAUUAUUAUUGUAACCGAUGAUUAAUCGCUCAAUUAUUUUUUUGAUUUAUCCGAUUUUUGGCCUCCAUUCAGAAAUAGAAGAUUUGAACUGACACAGAGAGAAGAUAAGUGCACAAACACCAGGUUUCCGCUUGAAUAUUAUGUUAAAAUAAUGUUAAAUAAUUACAAAAAAUUAAAUGCUGGGAUAGCCUCCAGCCCCCCCGCGACGCUCGUCAGGAUAAGCGGUAGAAAAUAAAUGUUUUUUCAAGUCGCUUCAGUAAAACAAUAAACCUACACUAAAAUCCAAUCAUGAUCAUUUUCUUGAUUAAUCUGAAGCUGCUUGUUUCAAUUCAUGGAGUAAUCGGUUAAGCCAUAGAUGGACCACACAUACAACAGGAGUAUGAUUUAUUUCCUAGUCACUACAGCUGCUGUGUAAACAAAGUAACUAU